CACUCGCACACGCCGCAUCUCGUCUUCCUUUCUCUACACAGCCUUGCUCCCCCCCCAAUCUCCCCCGUUCGGGCUUUCUUUUUCCACACAGAAAUAAUCUGCGCAAAACUCUGUCUCCCCCGCGCUCCUCUUCUUUUCUAAUACACCUUCUUUCCCCAUCAUGAUAGAGUCAUAGCAUUUGCGACUCCAGUCCAGUCAUUAAAAUGGCCAGAGCUCUGCCGUCGCGCGCAGACUUGAUCGACUACAAUUAUGCCGUCGCAGGGCAUGAUGGCACGCUUUCCGAUGUCGACGGCGAACUGUUCAUUAAGCCUUGCACCAUGGCCGAGAUCGCCUUCUACGAGUCCUCGCUUGCGACGCAUCCUGAAUUCGCCGAGUACAUGCCUACGUAUAUGGGUACCCUGACCCUCGACGAGAACCAGAAUGGGAAGACGGUCGAGGAAGUGGGCGCGGCUUUGAUUGCAAAACGGUCCCUACCUGAGGUCGUUGUUCCGGUCAAGACAGGCAAGAGAAUCGAGACCAACCUGGCGGUGGUACUCGAGAACGCUGCGCACGGUUUCGUCAAGCCGAAUAUCCUGGAUGUGAAGCUUGGGGUCCGAUUAUGGGCAGACGAUGCGGCAGAAGAGAAGAAGAUUCGCUUCGAUAAAGUCACAGAAGAAACUACGCAUAAAGAACUCGGCUUUAGAGUCGCUGGCAUGAGGGUUUGGCAAGGUCACGGCGCAAAGGGCUCAGACAUAGACGAAGAGGGAUAUAAAAUCUACGAUAAGAAUUACGGCCGCUUUUCUAUUCAUAGAGGGAAUGUUCAUGAGGCAUUUAAGAACUUCAUCUUCUCCGAGUCGGCUGGUAUCGAUGAGGAGUUAGGGAAGUUGGUGGCGCAGGCGUUUCUUGCAGAUGUCACCAGGAUUCAAGCGGUCUUAGAGGGCCAGGAGAGUCGCAUGUUUUCGGCAAGUUUACUCUUUGUUUUUGAGGGAGAUGGAGCAGCAUUAAGGCUGGCUAUGGAAGAAGCUAGCAGGUCUCCAGCAACGUUGGUGAACGGAGACGAUGAGAACUCAGAGGAAGACGACGAUGAUGUCGUCGGCCCAAAGAUAUACGUUGUCAAGGUCAUUGACUUUGCACAUGCUACAUGGGUCCCAGGCCAGGGCCCGGACGAGAACGCUCUGCUCGGCGUUCGGAGUGUUGCCAAGGUUCUCGAGCAUAUAGGCGGCGUUUGAUUUGCGGAGCUUUACGAUGGGCAUGGACACGGAGUUUCUGGCAUCAGCAUGGGUCAUACAAUUACGAUUGUUAUGUAUUUAGAUACCCAUUAAGAGCGACAUAGAAUCCACUCGCUGAUUUUACCUGGUAUUACAAGAUUUUGAUCUGGUGGGCAAUCCACAUUGACAGUGGAGUGAACUGAGAAGCGAUAUUGUUGUUGCACAUCGCUCAAAGUUCCACCUUU
This is a messenger RNA of Hyaloscypha bicolor E, 1432 nucleotides long. Its product is annotated as putative inositol polyphosphate multikinase. Gene Ontology annotation, molecular function: inositol hexakisphosphate kinase activity; inositol-1,4,5,6-tetrakisphosphate 3-kinase activity. NCBI's taxonomy places the organism in Eukaryota, Fungi, Ascomycota, Leotiomycetes, Helotiales, Hyaloscyphaceae. Bases 204 to 1208 code for a protein of 334 amino acids. Gene Ontology annotation, biological process: phosphatidylinositol phosphate biosynthetic process; inositol phosphate biosynthetic process. The transcript is spliced from 2 exons. The record is from RefSeq and is a predicted model, not a curated record. Gene Ontology annotation, cellular component: cytoplasm; nucleus.